This is a messenger RNA of Myodes glareolus (Bank vole), 2413 nucleotides long. It is a transcript of the gene Prorp, whose product is annotated as protein only RNase P catalytic subunit. The record is from RefSeq and is a predicted model, not a curated record. Gene Ontology annotation, cellular component: mitochondrion; mitochondrial ribonuclease P complex. Gene Ontology annotation, molecular function: ribonuclease P activity; protein binding. Gene Ontology annotation, biological process: mitochondrial tRNA 5'-end processing; tRNA 5'-leader removal. NCBI's taxonomy places the organism in Eukaryota, Metazoa, Chordata, Mammalia, Rodentia, Cricetidae.
GUCUCCAAAUAUGUAAUAGAAGCUUCCGCAGUCAUCUCCAGCCCUCUUGGAUAUUAAAAGCUUCAAAAUUACCUUGCUUUUCUUUUUUUUCGUCAGACUCAAUAGAACGCCUGAAAUCGAGCCACUGAGGUCCUGGCGGCUCAUUCAGUGCGGUGCCUUGUGGGCACUGUAGUUUUUGUCGCAUUUAUGGUUACGUUAAGCAUGCGUGGCGUGGUGAGUUGUUGAAUGAAGGGAACUUCUUUUCGUCGGCCCUCCAUACAAUUCGAAAAAUUGAAAUGUAAUAGGAUUCCCGUGCGGUCUUCUGGAUUAGGACUUGCUACUGGUGUUGAAGAUCCCUGGAUCAUUGUUUAAUGGAGAUAACUCGUAUGCUUUCCUUGCCUUUAAAUCACUCCUAAAGUACAAUCGUGAUUUUUUUUGGGGGGGGGGGGGUAAGGGAGAAACACAAGGUCUCCCUUUCAAGAAUUGUACAUCAACUAUCUUCAACCUCCAAUCUCGUAGUUUUCCAUAGCAGAGCGGAGCUGCUUUAUUUUUAAGCCUCACUCAACUCACUGCAGAAUGACCUUCUAUUUGCCUGGUUUUCGGAGCUUUUCGAAACUUUGGACGAGCACCCCUUCCUUUGAGCUGGGCCUUGCGACCUCUCCUGUCUUUUUCUUUCUCACGGUUACCAGGAACCAGCACCGAUGGUUUUCUGUCAAGACCAUGCCCCCUCCAAAUAGCAAAGCAAUGAAUUUGCUGCUUGCCAAGGCUAGAACACUCAAGAAAGGAAAUGAUAGCAAUAGGCAAGGUUCUUCUGAUCAUUAUUUUGCUGCCGGGGCAGCUAAGAAGAGGUCACACUUAACGAGCAAUCCCCAGCAGAGAGCGCAUGCCCCGUCACAUGUGAGGAGCACAAUCAAACUUCCCACUAAACCCCUGAGUUCCGAAGAGUGGGAUAAACUUAAAGAGGAGUUCAACGGGAAGGCCAGUUUUGAAGACUGGGUCAUUUCGCAGAUGGUGGGCAGCAGUAGCUCUGUAGAUGUAGCUAAGUCCCUCCUGGCAUGGGUCGCAGCAAGGAACAAUGGCAUCGUAGGGUAUAAUUUACUCGUCAAGUAUUUGUAUCUCUGCGUCUCUCACAAGCAGACAUCAGAAGUUAUCGACGUCUAUGAAAUCAUGAAAGCCAAGUACAAAUGUUUAGAAACUACGGCUAACACCAUUCUCAUCCGGGGAUUGAUCCACUCGGACAGGUGGAGGGAGGCCCUGCUGCUGUUAGAAGACAUUAAAAAAGUCAUGGUCCCUUCAAAAAGGAACUACAAUGACUGUAUUCAGGGAGCCCUCCUUCAUCAGGAUGUGGACGUGGCCUGGAGUUUGUAUCAGGAAUUGUUAGGUCACAAUCUCAUUCCUCUGCUGGAAACUCUAAAAGCCUUCUUUGAUUUUGGCAAAGACAUAAAUGAUGAUCACUAUUCGGACAAACUACUGAACAUUCUUUUGUACCUAAGGAAUAAUCAGCUGUAUCCUGGAGAGUCAUUUGCACACAGUAUAAAAACAUGGUUUGAAAGCAUUCCUGGAAGACAAUGGGAAGGACAAUUCACUACAGUCCAGAGAAGUGGCCACUGUUCAAGCUGUGGGAGAGCCUUAGAGUCCAUUCAUCUGAGUCCAGAAGAAUAUGAAUUUCUCAAGGGAAAAAUCAUGAGGGAUGUGAUAGAUGGUGGUGACCAGUAUAAAAAGACAACACCUCAGGAACUGAAGAGAUUUGAGAACUUUGUAAACUCCUGUCCUCCUUUUGAUAUUGUUAUUGAUGGCCUCAACGUUGCAAAAAUGUUUCCUAAGAGUCGUGAAUCUCAAAUUCUCCUGAGCGUAGUUUCUCAGCUAGCCCAGCAGAAUCUGCAGUUGCUGGUCCUGGGCCGGAAGCACAUGCUAACCGCGAGUUCCAGGUGGAGAAAGGAUGAGAUGGAGCGGGUGCGAAAGCAGGCCCACUGCUUUUUUGCUGAUAACAUCUCGGAGGAUGACCCGUUCCUGCUGUACGCCGCCCUGAACUCAGGCAAUCACUGCAAGUUUAUCACGAAAGACCUGAUGCGGGACCACAAGGCCUGCCUGUCUGAUGUGCACACCCAGCACCUCUUCUUCAAGUGGCAGCAGGGACAUCAGAUGGCAAUCAAGAAUGAUUUGCAAAGAUCAAAGCUAACUUUCCAGCAUACGCUCAGCUACGACACGGUGGUGCAGACAACUGGAGACUCCUGGCACAUACCUUAUGAUGAAGACCUGGUGCAAAGAUCCUCCUACGAAGUGCCGACCAAAUGGCUUUGCCUCCAGCGAAAAACACAGGGGCCGGCCCCAUCCUGAAUUUGCCCUGGACACCUCCUGCCUAAUAGCAGAGCUCAAAUCCAUGCUAAUUUCAGGCAUGACCUCUGUCCCGAAAAUAAAAAGAUUUUAGAAGCAC